Messenger RNA from Drosophila ananassae, 666 nucleotides. RefSeq names its product keratin, type I cytoskeletal 9-like. The record is from RefSeq and is a predicted model, not a curated record. NCBI's taxonomy places the organism in Eukaryota, Metazoa, Arthropoda, Insecta, Diptera, Drosophilidae. The transcript is spliced from 2 exons. Bases 1 to 666 code for a protein of 221 amino acids.
AUGGGUCUGGCCGAGAAAUUCGAGGAGCUCGCCUUGGAAGAAGAGGUUUUUAACAGGCAAGCCAGGGAUGGGACGUCCGGCGGCUCCAGGCCCAAGGAGGGUCCUCCGGGUGAUGGCCCAGGGGGCCAACGGAGUGAGGGCGAUCCCGGUGGGCAAAGCAAGGACGGAGGAGGAGGACCACCGGCCCAGCUUGGAGCUGCUGUCGAGGCAAAGGAGACGGAGGAGGAGACAGGAGAGAAGGGAGGCGGACCCAACACUGGCGCUGGCAAGGGCCAGAGGAAGGUUGGCCGAGGAGAUGGCCAAAGAAGCGGUCCAUCGAUGGGAGGCGGAGGCAGCUCCGCAAUGCUCCGAAAAGCGGAGUCCAUGGGUGUGGCCGGCCCCAACGGAGAGGCCGAGGUUGGAGAGGAAGUUUCCUGCCCGGAGAAGAGGCCACCUGGCCGGUGCUCAAAAGAGCGGAGUCGGCAGGAGACGGAGGAGCGGUGCCCGAGCACAACUGGCCGCCAGAGCUGCGACAGAAAGUGGAGGAAGAGGCCAGGAGGAGGAGAAAGAAGACGGGCCGGUGGAGCGUGGUCUGGCAGGUGGGGCAGGAGAGUUUUCGGGUGCGCGGAGGACAGAGCGGAAUACGCGUCACCCGAAAACUGUAGCACAAACAGGAAAAAUUUAUAA